AUGGCCAUGGCUGAGAGGCCGCGGCCUGAGUGGGCCUCAUAUCAAAACCCCAACACCAACAACUGCCAGGACAUGGGAAAUUCCAUCCUCCUGCUGCUGGGUCUCAUCAUCUGUAUCAACAUCGGCAUCAACCUGGUGACCCUGCUCUGGGGCCGUCUCCGCAUCAUCCUACACCAAAUGUUCCAUAUCAUUUGUGAGAAAGAAACUACUAAAUUAUCCUCACCUGGGAGGCAGACCCAGCAUUCAAGGAAGCAGACCUACCCUGAAGUCCAUCUUCGAUGUACUAUGGACCCUGUGAAAAUGACCGUGACCCCGCCACCAACUCGUCGUCACCGCCGUAGGGCCUCUCCAUCUCGCCGUGCCUGCCGCCCAGCACCUUGGGUCUCUGACGCUGACGAUGAGAAGCCUCCGCAUCAGCACCAGGAAAUCUGCUCCCACCACUGGGAUGGUCCUAAGGACUGGGAAGGUUUCCAACCCGUGCAGGAGAUCUGGGAUCCUUGGACUCAGGAUGCUCUAGAGCAGCCUCCCCAGACCAUCCGCUUCCAGGCACCAGUAGAGGGAAGGCCUCUCAAAAGAGAGGUCCAGUCAGAGCAGGGCCUAGAGGCCUAUGUGUAUACUGUGAACCCCCCACCUCCCAACCCAGAGGCGCUGAGCCAUAAAAACAAUGGGGUGGGGCUGGGGACAGGUGCCGAGGGUGAACAAGGACAGUGCCAGCCUCCCUCACCACCCUUCCUGGGUCCAGCAAACAUCCCUGAGAUACCCCAGCGCCAUUCUUCAGGCCGAAUAGUGUAUGAUGCCCGAGAUGUGAGGCGCCGGCUCCGAGAACUGACCCGGGAGGUGGAGGCUUUGUCUCAUUGUUACCCCUUGGUUUCUGGGUCCAGCACAGCUGAGGGGACAAGCCAGGAUUGGGUGUAUCGUUCCCUGAAGGGAAGAUGA
Chionomys nivalis (European snow vole) is the source of this 936-nucleotide messenger RNA. It is a transcript of the gene Spem1, whose product is annotated as spermatid maturation 1. Gene Ontology annotation, biological process: flagellated sperm motility; sperm individualization. The transcript has 3 exons. Gene Ontology annotation, cellular component: cytoplasm. The record is from RefSeq and is a predicted model, not a curated record. The coding region runs from base 1 to 936 and encodes 311 amino acids. Lineage: Eukaryota; Metazoa; Chordata; Mammalia; Rodentia; Cricetidae.